AUGUUUGGCCGAAGACGACGCACCCCCAUUCUCGGCGCGGCCGUCCUUGCCGGUACUGCGACGGCCGCAGCCAGACAUGGCGCCAGACAGCAGUCCUACAUGGAGGCCGACAGGCAGUACCAGAUGCAGCAAGAAGCCGAGCUGAGGCGGUAUGCUGAGGAGAACCAACGUCUCCGCAGCCAACGCGCCGUUGACGAAGCCGUGAACGAGGCGAUCGCCAAGCAACAGGCCGGGGGUAGCGGCCAGCAGAUGCAGCAACCAGCUGGGUCCCCUGGGCAGGGACCUGCCCCAGUCAUUGUGCAACCGCCUCCCGGCGUGCCUCCUACUUAUGCGGCCAAUGACCCCUUCGGCUCGCCAGCGUCACCCUCGCCCUACCUUCAACCCGCGAGGGCGAUGGCAGAUGUUCCUCCCCGACCCCGGAGCACCAGCGCUGCGGACUCCGCGGUAGCCUUUUGCCCUGAGUGCGGAACCAAGUGCAGCGCGCAAGACAACUUUUGCAGCAGAUGCGGGCGGUCCCUGUCGACUAGGACAUAUGACCAGCAAGCGACAUCGAAGCAGGCAAUGUAA
This is a messenger RNA of Purpureocillium lilacinum, 567 nucleotides long. The record is from RefSeq and is a predicted model, not a curated record. Lineage: Eukaryota; Fungi; Ascomycota; Sordariomycetes; Hypocreales; Ophiocordycipitaceae.